AUGGACAGCUCCCGGCGUUGUGAUGAUGAAUUGGUUGGUCCCCUCUAUACUUGGAAUCUUGCUGCAUCCUCUCGGUCUAGCAUCUUCCGCGCUGCUACUUUUGCUCGGAUUUAUGGUGCUGGUGGCUGGUCACCUGAUCCUAACGACAAGCAUCCCUGGCUCCAGAUUGACCUGACAAAGAAAGCCCACAUUAAACAGAUUGCUACUCAAGGAACAUUCAAUACAUACAAUUGGGUGACACGCUACAUUGUCCUCUAUGGUGACCAUCCCAGCAACUGGAAGCCUUAUUUUCAACGAGGGGGCAAUUGGACGUUUUUUGGAAACGUAAAUGCAAGCGGUGUGGUCAUCCAUGACCUGCAUUACCCCAUCUUGGCUCGUUACCUCCGCAUCAUUCCUGUGGCUUGGAAUCCCCAUGGCAAUAUUGGGUUACGUGUGGGCCUUUAUGGCUGCUACUACCAGUCUGAUAUCUUAUAUUUUGAUGGGGAUGAUGCCAUUUCCUACAAGUUCCGCACCAAAACUAUCCGUACCACCCAAGACAUGAUUGGGUUCAACUUCAAAACCAUGCAACGCGAGGGCAUCUUGAUGUAUGCAGCAGGGUCUCAGGGAGACUACAUCCGUGUGGAACUGCAUCAGGCCCAGCUGGUUCUUAGCUUGAGUCUUGGUAACAGUUCAUUGAACACCAGUGGAGGGGAGACAACAAUGAAAUUGGGAAGCCUUCUGGAUGACCAACACUGGCACCAGUUUCGCCUUGAUCGCUACAGGCAGUUUGUCAACUUUAGCUUGGAUGGGGAAGUUGUGCGUUUCCGCCUCAAUGGGGCAUUUGAGCAGCUUGACCUAGACACAGAGGUUUUCUUUGGAGGAGUGAUGAACCAUGAGAAACACCGCCUUGCCUAUCGCCAGAAUUUCCAUGGGUGCAUGGAAAACAUAGCUUACAACUUGAUCUACAUAUCAACCAGGGCAAGACGGAGACACCCCUCCAUCCGAGUUGAGGGCCACAUUGGCUUUUUCUGUCGAGACAACCUCUUGUUCCCCUUUACCUUUGCUGGGGUCAACAAUUUCCUGCAAGUGCCCGGCUAUCCCCGGCGCAAUCAGCUGGCAAUCAGCUUCAGCUUCCGCACAUGGGACGUUGUGGGCCUGCUCAUGUACACACCCUUUGCUGAUGACUUGGGCUGGCUUGAAAUGGUGCUGAGCGAUGGGCAAAUCAAUGUAACCAUUGCUCAGCCCAAAACAAAAACCAAGAAGCUGGAAUUUGCAGCAGGAUACCGUCUCAAUGAUGGCUUCUGGCAUUCAGUGUCCUUGAUGGUGCGUGAAACUUCGGCUGUCAUCACCAUCGAUGACCAGAAUGAUGCCAGCUUCCGUGUUGACCGAGAUAUUCAGCUGCGCACAGGGAACCAGUAUUUCUUUGGAGGAUGCCCCAAGCCAGCAGCACGUACUGGCUGUGCCUCCAACCAAACAGCCUUCCAUGGAUGCAUGCAGAUGGUCACUGUAGAUCGGCAGCCGAUUGAGUUAGACUUGGUUCGCCAGCAUCGGCUUGGCAGAUAUUUUGAGGUGUACUUCAAUGUGUGUGGUGUUACUGAUAGGUGUACGCCGAACAUGUGUGAACAUGACAGUCGCUGCAUCCAGUCCUGGGACGACUUCACGUGCAUCUGUGACUUGACGGGUUACAAGGGGGAGACCUGCCACACUCCCAUUUACAAAGAAACCUGUGAUGCCUAUCGACUCAUGGGCAAAACGUCUGGCAACUACACCAUUGAUCCUGAUGGCAGUGGACCCCUGAAGCCUUUUAAUGUCUACUGUGACAUUCGAGAGGAUCGAGCUUGGACCAUCGUUCGACACAACCGGCACUGGCUCACCAAAGUGACAGGCUACAGUCCUGAAAACCCUUUCCUGGGCACAGUUGACUACUGGAAUGCAUCAUGGGGAGAGGUGUCAGCCCUGGCCAAUGCCUCCGAAUACUGCGAACAGCAAAUUGAGUUCUACUGUUAUUUCUCCCGCCUGCUCAACACCCAGACUGGGAUGCCACUGAGCUUCUGGAUGGGUCGAAAUGCUGAGCGCCAUUAUUACUGGGGGGGUUCUCCACCAGGGCUGGGGCGCUGUGCUUGUGGCAUGGAGAAGAGCUGUGCUGACCCCCGUUUCUAUUGCAACUGUGAUGCUGACCAUGCCAUGUGGCGGGCAGAUAAAGGGCUGCUGAAUUUUGUAGACCAUCUUCCAGUCACACAGGUCGUGGUGAGCGACACAAACCGUACUGGGUCAGAGGCCCAGUUCUACGUGGGCCCAUUGCGUUGCUAUGGAGAUCGCAACUCCUGGAAUACAGUCUCCUUCAUCAGGGGAACAGCCUUGCUCUUUCCUACCUUCCAAGUUAACUACAGUCUUGAUAUCAGCUUCUUCUUCAAGACGUCCGCCCCAUCAGGCACUUUUCUGGAGAAUGUGGGCCCAAAGAACUUCAUCCGUCUGGAGCUUAACACUACCCGGGAUGUGGUCUUCCAUUACCACAUUGGAAAUGGUGAUGAGAACCUGACCGUGCACUCAGAGAUGCCCUUCAGUGACAAUGAGUGGCAUGAGGUGAAGGCACGGAUCAACGUCAAAAUAGCCCGGCUGCGGGUUGACCGGAUGCCAUGGGUGUUUCGAGCCGCCCCGCCACAGAGCUUCCUCCACCUGAAUCUCACUAAGCCACUCUAUGUGGGUGCUGCUGAAUACUACCUACGUCCCUUCUUGGGCUGCUUGCGGGGUCUGCACAUGAAUGGGGUGACCCUCAACUUGGAGGGGAAGGCCAAUGAGACAGAGGGGGUGUUAGUGAACUGUACAGGGCAUUGUCGGAACCCCUUGGUGCCGUGCAGGAACCAUGGCAUCUGCCUGGAGCACUAUAGCCACUACACUUGCAACUGUUCUGUUUCUGCCUAUGAAGGACCCUUUUGCAAUCGAGACAUUGGUGCCUACUUUUAUCCGGGCACUUGGGUGCGCUAUGACAUCUUGACACUGCCCUUGUAUGUGGUACGAGAGUUUGCCAAUAUUGUCCAUCAGCCGCUUCAGCCGCUCCCUGGGUACAACUUGACUGGGGAGGAAGUGGGACUCAGCUUUCGCACCAACUCAGCCCCUGCUGUCCUGCUUUACGUCAGCACCUUUGUGCGUGAUUACAUGGCCAUUUUGAUCCGAGAUGAUGGCACUCUGCAGCUGCGGUACCAACUGGGCACCCUUCCUUACGUCUUGGCCUUGAGCACACGCUCAGUAGCUGAUGGGCAGCCCCACCGCAUCAACAUCACGCGUGUGAAUCGGACUUUGUACACCCAGCUGGAUUAUUAUCCUGUCAUGGUGCAUCAGUUCUCCCUCUUUGUGGACAGCAAACUUGAUUCCCCCAAGGCACUUUAUCUUGGCCGUUUCAUGGAGACAGGCAUGAUUGACCCUGAAAUCCAGAGGUACAACACACCAGGUUUCACUGGUUGUCUCUCAGGAGUGAAAUUCAACAGCAUUGUGCCUCUGAAAACCAUCUUCCGGCCUAGUGGCAGCAACCCCAUCAUCCCUUACAGCAUCAAGGGGCGACUGGUAGAGUCCAACUGUGCCUCUAUGCCUUCCAGUUAUAUUGAAGUGCCCCCAGAACUGGAUCCCUGGUACAUAGACCCAGUGGACUUCCUGUACAUCCAUGAUGAUGGCUGGGUUGCAAUCGUCAUUGGAGUUGUCAUUUUCCUACUUCUGCUCCUGGCGGCUGCCCUCAUCUUAAUGUACCUGCACCAUCACCGUUACAAGGGCUCAUAUCACACCAAUGAACCCAAGGCCAUCCAGGACUACAACAGCGGCGCCGGGAGUAGCAGCAGUGGGGGUGGGGGUGGCGGUGGCGGCGGCAGCAGCAGCAGCAGCAGAACAGCUUCCACCCCUUCGGCUAAGCCUGUAGUCUCACGGAAGGAUCAAAAUCUGCCACAGAUCCUGGAGGAAUCCAAAACAGAAUAGUCAACUGGAGCCGGGAGGGUCAACCCUCUAGUUGUCGGUGCUGGCUGCAGCCUCUUGGCCAAGACCAAACCUGAACUGCCAACUGUGCCACUUGCUAGGAGGCUGACUUCUCCCCACCUCACAUCCCUCCAACCACUCAGUGUGAUGGCCUGCCUGGUGCUUUGCCUUGUCUCACAUGCACAUCCUGUGGAGUGUUGCUGCAUCUUCCAGUGGGAACCAAUACCGACCAGCAGGCAUCAGGCCCAAAGUUAUUUAUUUGUUUGUUUGUUUGUUAUAUAACCUCUUUCCUACCAGAUGUGCUUCUCAUUCAUGAAGGGAGUUGGUUGGCACCAGAGCAGCUGUCAAAAUACUUGUUAUUUCCUCCCAACUCAAGGGUAUUAUGCUGUUUCUUCUUCCAUACUCUGCUUUUUCACACCACUCCUUUUUCUGUUUGGGCAGUGUAGUUUCUUCUUUCAAGCAAGAGGGGAUGGCAGAGGUGACAUCCAGCAGGCUGUGUCAAGCAGCCCUCUUUUCCAGUUCGUUGGGACUCUCUUCCAAACCCGUUGCAGGGUUUCUUCUUGGCGGAAGAGGCAUGACUGUCGAUAGUGCACUUUCUUCUUUUUAUUUUUUAGAAACAAGGGAAAAUGCAACGCAAAAUCCAUGCUGGCCUUCUCACUGGUGACUUGCUAGCACAGUCUUCCUGCUUAACUGCUUAGCAUUUUUUUAAAAAAAGCCAUUAGUCAAGCCAUGCAAUAUAGCCUACUUAGAUUGUGGCACGUUAUAUUGUGCCCUGAAAGAAACCAAUGUGCAAUAUAGGUAUCCUUCGCCUGCCAGUAUAUAUGUGCAGCUGUAGCGCAUGGAAGAAUCACUCGCACUUUGCUACCACUUGCUGCUUUCGUAAAUCAGGGUUUUGAGAAUUUUAAAUUCUUUCUACCUUUUUUGUUUUUGCGGUGGGUUAUUUAGACCAACUAGUUUUUUUAUUCUAUCAGUUUGUAUAAAAACACAAAAGCAGAUGUAUAAUCUGUUUUAAAGUGCAGUGGUGUUGUCUGUGGUCUGUAGUUUGCUACUUCAGGGGGAAGGAUGUUUUGCUCCUGGCAAUCUCCAACUCUCUUUGUUCCUUAUCUUGAGAGCUACGUUCACUUGUGAAUUGUAAAAGAAGAUACUGUAGCAGGGGCCAAAUGCAUUUAUUUUAUCCAGAAAGUCUGGGCCUAUUCCUGGGCAGUUUAUUUUUUCUAAAGAGCUGUUUGUUUGGACAAAAUGUGAAGGUUACCAUAAAUAAAUUAAUUAAAGGAGAAGGAUGGGAUGAUCAGA
Messenger RNA from Pogona vitticeps (central bearded dragon), 5232 nucleotides. Lineage: Eukaryota; Metazoa; Chordata; Lepidosauria; Squamata; Agamidae. The record is from RefSeq and is a predicted model, not a curated record.